CUUUUGCAAAUCAAAUCUCUCAAUCUCUCCCUAUUUUCGAUCUCUCUCUCUUUUCAAUCUCUCUCUUCCAUGGCUGUCAAAUCACAAUCCCCACCAUUGCAUCACCAGUUUCUCAGCACAACCCCAAACGACUACACCAGCGAUAUUGAAUCAAUUGAUCAAGAAGGUCCAGAAUCACUUUCAAACCCUACUCCAUUCAUGGAAAAUACAGAACAACAUCACCAUGAAGAUCAAAAAUCAAUGAAGAACAAGAGGUACAAGUUUCUCUUGUUUAUAAAUUAUGUUUUGCUCUUUGUGGGAUCAGUCUCCUCUAGUUUGCUCACAAAAUAUUACUUUAACCACAAAGGGUCAAGCAAAUGGGUCUCUACAUGGGUCCAGUGUGCAGGUUUUCCAUUCCUAAUCAUUCCCAUUUUUCUCCCAAGUCUCCUCAAUUACACAGAGAGAAAGCCCUUCACAGAUUUCACUCCAAAGAUGCUAUGCUAUUCAUUUUGUAUUGGUGUCAUGUUAGGGUUUAACAACCUUUUGUACUCAUUUGGAGUGGCAUAUCUCCCAGUCUCAACCUCAGCACUUCUCUUAUCCUCUCAGCUAGUCUUCACCCUCAUUCUCUCAGCCAUCAUUGUAAAACAAAAAAUCACAUUCUCAAAUCUCAAUUCCGUGAUCCUCAUAACCAUGAGCUCCAUCAUUCUAGCCUUGAACUCUAGUCACGAGAAGCCUCAAGGGCUAACCCAAAAGGACUACUUCAUAGGGUUCUCUUGCACCAUAGGUGCAGGCUUGUUGUUUUCCUUGUACUUGCCACUGAUGGAGAAGAUCUACGAGAGGGUUUACUGCUACGGAAUGGUGAUGGAGAUGCAGCUCGUAAUGGAGAUCGCGGCGACGGUGCUGGCCACCGGAGGAAUGGUGUACAAAGGAGGGUUUUCUGAGAUGAAGGAAGAGGCUGAUAGGGUUUUCGACAAGGGAAACACUUUUUACUGGGUGACGGUUGUGUUGAGUGUUGUGACGUGGCAGUGUUGCUUCAUGGGAACUGCAGGGAUGGUCUUUCUCACGUCUUCAUUGACUGGAGGGGUUUCUGCUACUGCUUUGUUAUCCAUGAAUGUGUUGGCAGGGUGGUUGGUGUACCAUGAUGCCUUCAAAGGUUUUAAGAUUGUGGCUACUGUUUUGUGCAUUUGGGGUUUCUGUUCUUAUGUCUAUGGCAUGUACAUCAAAAGGGAGCAAGAGGAGGAGGCUAAAAGGAGGAACAGCAGUGGUGGAACUACCACAGAGUUGAUCCCUAACGGGAAUCGUAUGGUAGUGUAACUUGUUGAAACUAUGGAACUUGGAUAAGAUAGUGGUAGUGUGGUAGCUAGUGUGGUACUAUAUAGUACCUCAAUUUUCAAUUUGGUGUAGAGAUCGAACUAGUUUGGCCUAGACUUAAAUAUUGUUGAACAAAAUUUUUAUGUAGUUUACUGUUAGGUGUUUUGUUGUUCUUUUCCUAAUUAAUGAGAAUUGAAAUUUGGCCAAAA
This is a messenger RNA of Glycine soja, 1499 nucleotides long. RefSeq names its product probable purine permease 4. Gene Ontology annotation, molecular function: purine nucleoside transmembrane transporter activity. The coding region runs from base 70 to 1293 and encodes 407 amino acids. The record is from RefSeq and is a predicted model, not a curated record. Lineage: Eukaryota; Viridiplantae; Streptophyta; Magnoliopsida; Fabales; Fabaceae. The transcript has a single exon. Gene Ontology annotation, cellular component: membrane.